Molecule: messenger RNA, 1590 nt
Organism: Parnassius apollo (apollo)
Lineage: Eukaryota; Metazoa; Arthropoda; Insecta; Lepidoptera; Papilionidae
Source: the annotation of a GenBank genome assembly
AUGAAGAGGCGAAAUGCCGAUACUGGCAAAAUGCGGCGCCCCAUAAAGCGCACAAAAAUCACCGAGGGAAUGUAUGGAAAUUCUUUGCUCUAUCUAAAGUUUGUAAUGUUAUGGGCAACAGUUGUCAUGGCUGACUAUAUGCUGGAGUUCAGAUUUGAGUUCCUUUGGCCAUUUUGGAUGAUGCUGAGAUCAGUCUAUGACUCUUUUAAAUAUCAAGGACUGGCAUUCUCGAUGUUCUUCAUCUGCAUAGCAUUAACGUCAGACAUGAUAUGUUUUUUCUUUAUACCUCUGCAGUAUAUAUUCUUUGCUGCUAGUACCUAUGUAUGGGUACAGUACGUGUGGUACACAUUUGCAGACAAGGGCAUAUGCCUGCCGACGGUGGCGAUCUGCUGCGCGGUGGUGUACCUGGAGGGAGCCCUGCGGUCCGCACGCGAGUUGGAGCUGUGCCACCCGCUGGCCGCCCACUGUGUGGGCUACCCGGCCGUCUCGCUCGGCUUUGGCGUCAAGGCGUACGUGGGACGCCGCCUUCGACUCCGCAGGCAGCGGCAGGUCCGCGCCGAGAACGAGUUCUACUUCCAGCUGAUGCGAGACGCGUUGCCUGAGAGCGCACUAGAGGAAAAUCAGCAGGGUUUAAAAGAGGAGCGUACAGUCGCGAACGAAACCGCCGAGUGUGCGACCGACACGCGGCAGCUCAACGGCUCGCUGCGGCGCCGCUGCGUGCGCGAGAACGGGCACUGCGGGUCCGAGCACGCACAGUUACAAGUUAAGUUAGAUAGAUUAGAGAAGCAUUUAGCACAACAGAGUGCGGUGCGAGAACGCGAGAAGUCGCAACCGCAGAUGCAGGCACAGGCACAGCCGCACACGCACACACAGGCGCCUGCGCACACGCACACUCACGCACACACGCACGUGCACACCAACGGCUCUGCGGGCGGAGCCGGUGCGCCGCAAGAAGAAGAGCGACACGACCCAAAUAAAGGUAGUGCCAAGUCUUCAAAGUAUGAUAAGAAAGAGGCUAGUACAUUAAAAGAAGAAAAGAGAAGACAUAAAAAUAGAGAUAAGGAUAAGGAGAAAGAAAGCAGUGAUAGUUAUAAGAGUACAGAACAAACAAAAGAACAAAUAGUUAAGGAUGUAGAAAGUACAAAAGAAAGUGUAAAAAGUAAUAAAGAUAGUAGCAAUAAUAAGGAGAAAGACAGGGACAGAGAAAGGGAAAAGGAGAAGGAGCGCGAAACAAAGGAGAAAGAAAAAGAGCGCGAACGCGAACGAGAACGCGAUCAGCGGGUGGCGCGUGAGUGUGGCGAGGAGCUAAAGCGAGCUCGUGCGGAGCUGGCGGCGGCGCGCUCGGGCGAGGCGGAGGCGCGGCGCGCGCUGGCAGCCGCCGCCGCAGCGGAGCGGCAACGCCGCGCUGAGCACACGCAGCUGCGCCAGGCGCACGCCGCGCUGCAGAACAAAGUAUCGACGUGGCGCGUGUCGGAGCGCGCGUCGCUGGAGCGGCGGCUGUCGGAGGAGAAGCGCGCGCGGGCGGCUGCCGAGCAGCAGCUGCAGCGUGCCAGGAACUCCACCCGCACGCCCAAGUACAUAUCAAUUUAG